AUGUGUAUUAUUUAAAAAUCAUUAGAAUUGAUUGAGGAAUUGUACAAUUAUUUUGGAGAAGAAAAUAGAAAUGGAAGGGGAUUUCGUUUUGGAGAAGAAAAGAAAAAGUCAAGCAAAUUUCUUAGUGGCUAAGCCAAAGGGAGAGUAAGAGAGAGCAGUGAGGUUUAUAUGGAGACACGAAAACACAUUCAUACAUAUUCCUAAAUUAAAUUAAUUAUUUUUCUUCAUUUCCAAAAAAGAAAAAGAGUAAUUACCUUUAUUAAUAAUAUCAUCAUAACAAAAAAUUAAUUUUUGAAUUAGAUAUUUUGCUUAGGAAGUUAUAGAGGCGAUCAGAGCGGGUUUACGGAUACGCUUGUCUACUCUUUUGAGUUUUUUUUAUAAUUACUUUUCGUAAAUUCCAACGAAAUUUGGAGUUACCCAAUUUAUAUAUAUUUUCCAUUCCCCUUUUCUCUCAUAUAAUUUUUGAAUCCCAUUUUUAGUUUAGAAUUGUGCGAUUUCUAUCCAUUAGGGUUUCUUCUCUGGUUUUCGCGGAUUACAGGACGCGUGAUCACGUUCAUUUCUUCUUCAUCUUUUUCUGUUUUGAGGUGAAGUUAUGGCGUCGACUAUGGUGAUCAAGGUUAAGUAUGGGGAUACACUCAGACGAUUUAAUGCUAAGGUUAAUGAGGAUGAUGAGCUGGAGCUUGACAUGGCUGGAUUGAGGGGUAAAGUUGCUAGUCUGUUUAGUUUUAACCUUGAUGCUGAUAUGGUUAUGACCUAUGUCGAUGAAGAUGGGGACAUAGUAUCACUUGUUGAUGAUGAUGAUCUGCGUGAUGCUAUGGGGCAAAAGCUAAAAUUUUUGAGGAUUAAUGUACACCUGAACAAUGACAAAGCUAGUAGAUCAAAUGCUAGACCAAGUGGAAGUUCUACACCUUUGAGAUCUCCUCACACUCGGCAUCCUUUGGCGAAUACUAGCAUUGAUGUUGCUGAAAAGUUGAAAAAUCUUCCAGAGCCACUUGGGGCAGCACUUUUGAAGCUCUCUCUUGAUGGUGCUUCAAAAGUUGCAUCUGUAAGUCCAGUUGCAUCUGAGCUUGUUGAGUUCUUCUCGAAGAUGGGGCAGUGUUUUCUAACUCCAGAUUCAGCCUCUCCUUCUGUUGGAGAGGCUAGCACACACAGCGAGGCGGCCGAGAUCCCCAAGGUACCAUUUGCUGCUGAGAAGCCGCACUUCUCUAAGUCCUGCUCAAGCCCAAAUAACCAUCAAGCUCAUUUUUCAUUUGUUGAUCUUAAUAAACAUCCUGCUGAUUGUAAUGCAUCUGAGGCUACUUAUGUGAAGUGCACAUCAGCUGCUGUUGGUGCUGAUGAUGACAAGAAGAAGAAGAAGGUAAACAGUGAUGAAGCAAAGCCUGUUGCUUCUUCAAGUCAUGUCCCGAAAAAGCAUGUCACUUCAAGCUCUUCUGUGACCGGAAGUCAGUCAAGUCACUAUGUUAAUCCUGUCUAUGGAUGCCCCUUUUCUGGAGCACCUGUUGUAGAUAAUGCCGCCUUCCGUCCUUGCCACUCAUUUAAAAGAAAUCAUGCUGAAACCAUGAGUGGUGGAAUAUAUCAUAGAGGCAUACGCUGUGAUGGCUGUGGUGUCCAUCCUAUAACCGGAACCAGAUACAAGUCUCAAGUGAAAGAAGACUAUGACCUCUGCAGUAAUUGCUUUUCAGAAAUGGGUAAAGAAGCAGAUUAUGUAAGAAUUGACCACCCAGUUUCUUUCCGCCAUCCACGGCUAUUCAAGGGACCUCUUGGACCUUCUGUGAAUUUGCCAAAAACAGUAGGCAGAGCUUCUAUUCUGAGAGGUUGUAAGCCAAUUACUAGACCUAUUAAGUCUGACAGGAGGCUUGACAGUCGUUUUGUUUUGGAUGUUAACGUGGCGGAUGGUACCCUGAUGGCUCCAUAUACCCCGUUUACCAAAAUAUGGCGGAUGCAGAACAAUGGUGGUGCAGUGUGGCCUCAAGGAACCCAUCUUGUAUGCGUUGGAGGAGAACUUAUUGCAGUUUCUACUAAGGUGGAGUUGGAGAUUCCUGCCGACGGUGUUCCUGUGAACAAUGAGCUUGACAUUGCUGCUGAUUUUACUGCACCUAAAAUGCCUGGUCGAUACAUCUCAUACUGGAUGUUGGCUUCUCCGACUGGCCAGAAGUUCGGGCAACGUGUUUGGGUUCUUAUUGAGGUGGAUGAUUCUUUGAAGGACUCUUUAUCUUCAAGUCUCCAAAGUGUGGCCUCAGACCAACCUCCAUCAAUCAGUGGCGACAGAGGCUCUCAACCAGUCAAAUUUGAUCUAAAUACAGAUGCUGAGCCUGACCUUCUCAGGCGUUGGUCGACAUCUUUCACUGGUGGUGUUUCAGUACCUGUAGAAGUUUCAGCUCCCGUAGAAGCUAAUCCCGUGUUUGGAUGGAAUUUUAAAGAUGAACUGGAGAAUAACUUUCCCAUCAAUGACAGCUUGCUGGUUGUUGAUCAAGGUGUUACAAUUUCUCCCACAAAUGAGGCAGAGUCAUCUGUGUCUCACCUAUAUGUUGAUAUGAGAGACGAUGCAACUGCACCAGCUUUGGAACCUGCAACUUUCACUACUGAGGUGGUGCCAUCUAUGUCUUAUCCAAAUGUUGAUUUGAGAGAGGAUGUAACUGCACCAGCUUUGGAACCUGCAACUCCCACAACUGAGGUGGUGCCAUCUGUGUCUUAUCCGAUUGUUGAUUUGAGAGAGGAUGCAACUGCACCAACUUCCACAACUGCUCCUGUAUUGGCUCCACUCCCUGAAAUCGUGGUCAGUGCGCCAUCGUCUUCAUUAUCUCUUGUUAAUCCAACAGCUGCUAUUCAAAUGAGCAGCAGCUCUAACAAUGCUACCUUAGAGGAGAAUCUUCUUAUUGAACUUCAAGAGAUGGGGUUUAGGCAGACGGAGCUAAACAAAGAGAUCUUACGGAUGAAUAAAUAUGAUCUGGAGAAGUCCCUGGAUGAUCUUUGUGGUGUUGCUGAGUGGGAUCCCAUUCUUGAGGAGUUGACAGAAAUGGGCUUCUGUGACACUGAAACGAACAGAAAACUUCUUGUAAAGAACAAUGGAAGUAUCAAGCGGGUAGUGAUGGACCUUGUCAAUGGAGAGGGUGCCUAAGCUAAAGAAAGACCUAUCUAAUCUAGUUACCUAACAGUAUAUAGAUAUUUCAUCUACUAUCUUAGUAUAUAUGUUUGGAAUAAAUAUGACACUUUGUGCCAUUUAUGUUUAGUUUUCUAUGCUUGGGUUUCUUUCUACAAGAGUAUUUAGAUUAUGGACAAAAGGGUUUGUCUUUGUCAGACAUUUUUUUAUGUUAAUAUUUUGCUUAUUAAAUAAAAUUAGUAAAUAAACAUUUUAUA
Messenger RNA from Cannabis sativa, 3357 nucleotides. Its product is annotated as protein JOKA2. The coding region runs from base 593 to 3118 and encodes 841 amino acids. Gene Ontology annotation, molecular function: zinc ion binding; protein binding. The transcript is spliced from 7 exons. NCBI's taxonomy places the organism in Eukaryota, Viridiplantae, Streptophyta, Magnoliopsida, Rosales, Cannabaceae. The record is from RefSeq and is a predicted model, not a curated record.